Gryllus bimaculatus (two-spotted cricket) is the source of this 537-nucleotide messenger RNA. Lineage: Eukaryota; Metazoa; Arthropoda; Insecta; Orthoptera; Gryllidae. The record is from the annotation of a GenBank genome assembly.
GCAGCAAAGGGCGCGCUCUGUGCUCGCAGGGUGUGCUUCACGCUGAACCUGCGGCCCGAGGCGCGCGGCGAAGGGGUGAUCUCGCUGCGGUCGGCGGGCGACAUCUCCCUGCCCCGAGACGGCGUGGGCGGCGUGGGCGUGGGCGGGGCGCGCGGCGCGCGGCGGGGCCUGCUGCUGCCGCCCGCGGGCGCCUUCCCCGGCGCCAUCAUCCCGCUGGGGCGCGGCGACCGCGAGAGCGGAGACUACGCCAGCUCCGACGUGCAGAGCGUCGGGUCGCGCCUGUCCACCAUGUCGAUCGAGACGAGCCGCUCCGAGCAGCCCGAGGCGGCGCCGCUCUCCUCGCCCUCCUACCUGCCGGCGGCGGCGGGCGGCGGCUUCCGGCGACUCCAGCGGCGGCGCGACAGCGGCGGCGCGUCCCCCGGCCACAGCUCCGGCGACGACGGCGACCCACGCACCGUGCACCCGCACGUCACAGUGCACGCGGUGAGUAGGCGCGCGGGCCACGCGCAUCCGGCGCUUACCAAGGUGUGGUUCACA